CAACGACCUUGUCUCUUCCUCGACGACCAAUCGACGACCUUUAUUUUUAUUUAAAUCAGCUCGCUUCAAAUUACUGCCUUCGAUCAUCUGAGGCAGUUAUGAGUACUUGUAUGGAGAAUACAGACUGGGACUUCGUCUUGCAGUUCGUCUCAGAGCCUUUGGAGAUGGAAUUAUCUCGUGCGCCUGAAAGGCCCGUCGCGGAACGUACUCAUUCGGCGGUACCUAUGCAAGUACCAACUCCGCCCGAUUCUUUCACAUCAUCUCCGGUUGACCCACCAUCCGAGGAAGACACACUUGUCUCUGUCUCCACAACAUUUUUUCCCGGAGCACAGAUCCACUCGGUCCCACCAGACAUUGUGCUGCUAUCAUCCGACUCUGUAUUCUUUUAUGUCCACACACAUGCGCUGCUCGGGGUUUCUGAAAAUAACUUCGGCGGUCUGCUACCACCUUCCUCCAAGGUGACAUCAGGCCAGCUAGGCCCAGUCUUGGUGAUUCCAGAAUCUUCUACCAUUCUCAACAUCGUACUUCACGCCGUAUACGACAUGGCAUGUUCCCAUUAUUCUCCUUCAUUCGAGUCCCUUGCAGAAGCGUUGUCGGCUCUAGCAUCUUAUGGCGUUUCUGUGAAGCGUCACGCCGGCCCUUCUACAGCCCUACACUCACUGCUUCUCUCGCAUGCUCCUCUUUACCCCUUGGAACUCUAUACGCUGGCUGCCACAUACGACCUCUAUGAGCUCGCUGUUCCAACUUCAUCUCACUUGCUCUCCUUCUCCUUGGCGUCCUUGACAGAUGACAUGGCCGACAGGAUUGGCGCAGUAUAUUUGAAACGACUAUUUUUUCUCCACUUUGGCCGUGCGGAUGCUCUGAAACGUCUCCUCCUACCACCACCUCAUCCACAUCCCUCUACUAAUGAUUGCGACUUCACCGAGCAAAAGAGGCUCACAAGAGCCUGGGCUCUUGCAUCUGCAUACCUCGCUUGGGAUGCCAGGCCGGACUUGUCCACAAACGCAAUUGAGUCCGCUUUGGCGCCUUUAGGUGAUCAGCUAUUAUGCGGGCACUGUCGAAAAGCACUUCGAGACCGACUGAAGACGUUAAUUGUACAGUGGUCAGCAGUCAAGAACUGCAGAGGACAAUUUAAAACGUGAAAUAACCUCAUCCGGAAGGGAUGUCUCCCAUUCCGGCCUACAUACCCCAGGAAAGGGCGCGCACUUCUUCAAUUCCCCCGUUGGACUGUAUCAUCCAUGAUCCCCUUCAUUUCACUGCAUUAAUUUCACAG
Molecule: messenger RNA, 1273 nt
Organism: Suillus paluster
Lineage: Eukaryota; Fungi; Basidiomycota; Agaricomycetes; Boletales; Suillaceae
Exons: 4
Coding region: 99-1142 (347 amino acids)
Source: RefSeq, a predicted model, not a curated record